CUCCAUUGUUGUAAAUAGGCUAACGGGAGGAAGGGAGUACUCGCAGUCGCCUACCGUUUUAAAUGUUUGUUGUGUGAUUUGCCAAAUAUUGCAAGAACAAUGUCGGAGGAGAAGAAGGAAACAACUGCGAAAGAGGGUGGGAAAUCAUCCAUAGAUGACAGUGCUUUUGAAGCACUGGAAAAGGACUUCCAGGAUGUCCUCGGAGAGCUCAUGGGAGAUAGAAGUUUGGAAAAAUUCCGAACAGAAUAUGAAAAGCUACACAAAGCUCUGAAGAAGUCCCAUGAAAGUGAGAAACGUCUCAUGCAGAAAUGUCGAGAACUCAAUGCAGAAAUUGUGGCCAACUCGGCAAAGGUGUCCACUGCUCUCAAACUCUCACAAGAAGAUCAAGCUACCAUUGCCUCUCUGAAAAAGGAAAUCGAAAAGGCAUGGAAAAUGGUUGAUGCAGCUCAUGAAAAAGAGACCCGAGCAAGGGAGACAAUCCAGUCUCUGAAGAUGGAGAUCUCAAAUUUGAGCAAACUGGUAGAGCAGGGAGCUGGUCUCACCAUGGGACAGGAACACAGUGUGAAUGAGCUGCUGAAGAUUAAGGAGGAGCUGACGAAGGAGCGUGAUGAGCAGCUCCAGGAGAUCACCAGGCUCCGAGAGCAGCUCGCGGAAUCCACCAACCAGCAGGGCAGUUUGGAGCAGGAGCGAGCUAAUGCCGAGGAGAAAAUACAAGAGUUGUCUCAAGACAUACAGGUUCGCAACAACGAGGCACAACGUGAGGCUCGCAAGAAGGACAAGCUAGAGCGAGAGCUGAAGCAGACCAAGGCCGACCUUGAUGGUAAGGCCUCUGAGAUCAAGGCCAUGACUGGACAGAUCGAGAGGUUCAAACAAGACAUCAGCAAACUGGAGAUGCAGCUGAAGGAACAGAGGGUGUUCAAUGAGAGAUCACUGAAGGACUCGGAGGUGAUGCAUGCUCGCUUCACCAAGCUGACCACUGACUAUGAGAACCAGGUGGUCGCAGCUGACCAGCUCGCAGCAGAGAACCAGUCGAAAGUGUCUGACCUCAAGCAAAAAGAAGAUGAGGUCACAGGUUUGAAGGGCGAGACACAACGACUUAGUAAAGCAAGGGAGGUAAUCCAGAGGAAGCUACGCCAAGCUGAGGACCAGAAGGGAGAAGUAGAACAACAGAGGGAGACACUUAAGGGACAGGUCAUUGGUCUAGAGAGAGAACUGGAGGCUGCCAAGAAGCAGGGAGAGGCUGACAAGAAGGGAAUUGACGACCUGGUCAGAGAAAGAGACAUCCUCAACAAGAACCUGCUGAAGGCAGCCAGUGCCACCCAGAAGCAGCUGCACCUGGUGAAGCUCCAUGAGCAGAGCAAGAAGAACCUGGAGCAGGAGAUCCAGAACUACAAGGAGGAGGCUCAGAAGCAGAGGAAGAUCAUCUAUCAGCUGGAGAAGGAGAGGGACAGAUACAUCAAUGAGGCCUCCGAUCUCACACAGAAGGUUCUCCAACACAUGGAGGAUGUCAAAGUACGGGAGAUGCAGAUCUUUGACUACAAGAAGAAGAUUGCGGAGGCAGAGACGAAGCUGAAGCAGCAACAGAACCUGUAUGAGGCUGUCCGCAGUGACAGGAACCUCUACAGCAAGAACCUCAUAGAGUCACAGGAUGAGAUCACUGAGAUGAAGCGCAAGCUGAAGAUCAUGAACCACCAGAUUGACCAGCUGAAGGAGGAGAUCCAGGCCAAGGAGGCGGCACUGGUCAAGGAGCAUCUGGAGCACCAGAGGGUGGAGAAGGAGAAGGAGACGCUGAAGGCUGAGCUGCAGAAGAUGAAGCAGGCUGCUGCUGAGAGCGAGGCUUACAUCAAGAACCAGGAGGCGGAGGAGAGAAAGCUGCUGAAGAUCAUUGCUGAGGCUGAUGCUGAGAGAGUCAGACAGAAGAAAGAGUUGGAUCAGGUGAUUAGUGAGAGAGACAUCCUGGGCACACAACUGGUGCGACGUAACGAUGAGCUGGCCCUUCUGUAUGAGAAGAUCAAGAUCCAGCAGUCCGUCCUCAACAAGGGCGAGAUUCAGUACAACCAGCGGCUUGAGGACAUCCGGGUCCUCAAACUGGAGAUCAAGAAACUCCGUAGAGAGAAGACCAUCCUUCAGAAGAGUGUUGCAAAUGUUGAAGAUCUCAGGCGUGAGGUAUACCACAUCCAAAGAGAACUGCUGCGAGAGAGGACACGGUGCAAGGCUUUGGAGGAGGAGUUGGAGAACCCCAUGAACAUCCAUCGAUGGAGGAAGUUGGAGGGUUCGGAUCCCAGCACAUACGAGAUGAUCCAGAAGAUCCACACACUGCAGAAGCGACUGAUCUCCAAGACCGAGGAGGUUGUGGAGAAGGAGCUCCUGAUCCAGGAGAAGGAGAAGCUGUACCUCGAGCUCAAACACAUUCUGGCACGCCAGCCCGGACCAGAGGUCGCUGAGCAGCUCCAGAUAUACCAAGGAACACUCAAAGACAAGACAAAACAAAUGAAGGCAAUGGCAUCUGAACUGAACAUGUACGAGUCUCAAGUGAGUGAGUACAAGUAUGAGAUAGAGAGGAUUGCUCGGGAACUGCAGGAAGUCAAGAAGAAAUACUUCAUGCAGAAGAAGAAGGAACAGCAAGUCAGGGAGAGGGACCGAGCAUUAGCCCAGGCAGGAGCACCCAUCAUCCAAGCACAGAGAACAGAUGCACCUCGAUUCACUGGCGGUGGCUUCAAUCUCAAGGCUCCCAAGACUGCAGCAUAAUGGAACAUGGCACCAACUGUGAUACCUUUCUGUCCAUCUUCUCUUCCUUUUUUCGUAACUCAGUAUUAGCUCAAUAUUCCUCUUUUAUGUAAGAUUUUUGGCUUUAUAAUUUCCAACCCGUUUUGAAGGAUAUUUUCCUGUUAUAUCCUUCUCAAAUUAUUUGGUUCCAAAGAUAAAAGUGUAGCUGCUUCAUGUAAAUCAGCAUUAUAAACAGCUUACUUUUUAAAACCCAAAGUCUUUUGUUUGGUUAUUUUAUGUUAGGAAGAGAAGGUGUGAUAUUUUAAUAUCAAAUGCUUAACAUGUAAAGUGAACAUUUGAACAUUUUGUACAUUUGAACAUAUGUAAAUUGCAGAGUAUUGUAAAAAAUCAGUAUUGUGAUCUGUGCUAACUUUUAGGUUUUAUUUAUUCUAAAAUUCCGUCCAAGCUGCAAGAGUACAGUAUGUAUGGUACAUAUACUAGGUACAGAGAUGUUUUCGGCCAGAUAUGUACACGCAAGCUGUUAUAGUGUUACCUGUGUAUUGUUCUGUUGACCCUGUGUCUUGAAUACUGCGAUUGUUUUGAUAUAUACACGCGAUAAAACAACAAAUACA
This is a messenger RNA of Haliotis rubra (blacklip abalone), 3338 nucleotides long. Its product is annotated as cilia- and flagella-associated protein 58-like. Lineage: Eukaryota; Metazoa; Mollusca; Gastropoda; Lepetellida; Haliotidae. The transcript has 17 exons. Bases 100 to 2748 code for a protein of 882 amino acids. Gene Ontology annotation, cellular component: cytoskeleton. The record is from RefSeq and is a predicted model, not a curated record.